AGAAUUGAUAUUUCGACGCAUGACUGAUAGAGCCAAGGAACAAGAGAUAGCUUUAAUAACAUCACAAAAGAAAUCGAUCACUCAAGAGAAAGAAAAUGAGUUUAUCAAAUUGGAUGGUACUUGUGAUGAUAAUGAAGAUAUAAUUUCUAGUUCAGAUGACAAUGACGAAUAG
Molecule: messenger RNA, 172 nt
Organism: Funneliformis caledonium
Lineage: Eukaryota; Fungi; Glomeromycota; Glomeromycetes; Glomerales; Glomeraceae
Source: the annotation of a GenBank genome assembly